This is a messenger RNA of Argentina anserina (silverweed cinquefoil), 816 nucleotides long. RefSeq lists its product as uncharacterized. The record is from RefSeq and is a predicted model, not a curated record. Lineage: Eukaryota; Viridiplantae; Streptophyta; Magnoliopsida; Rosales; Rosaceae. The transcript has a single exon. Bases 1 to 816 code for a protein of 271 amino acids. Gene Ontology annotation, molecular function: protein dimerization activity.
AUGGUGAGCAAAAACUUGCAGUCUAAGGAUAUGCUUCUUGAUGUAGCUAUUGAAAGUUUGAAAGGGCUGGUUUCAUUUUUUGAGAAAUAUAGGGAGAAUGAGUUUAAUUCUGCUAUCACUGAUGCGAAAGAAAUUAUUGAUGAAAUGGGAAUUGAACCAGUUUUUCAUGUACCGCGUAAGGCUACAAGAAAGAGACAUUUUGAUGAAAAUCCUAAUACAGAAAGAGAACAACAAUCUGCUCAAGAAAAGUUUAGAACAGACUACUUUCUUGUUUUGGUUGAUAUGGCAAUUUCUCAAUUGAAAACCAGAUUUGAACAAAUGGAACUUUUUGAAUCUAUGUUUGGCUUCUUAUUUGAUGCAUCACGGUUGAUUGUAUUGGAUGAUGAAGGAAUGAAAAAUUGUUGUCUAAACCUUGAAAAUGCUUUGAAACAUGGUGAGGAUUGUGAUAUUGAUGCUAAGGUUUUACUUUCAGAAUUGCAAAUAUUGCAAGAUAUGUUGCCAACUGAAGCAUAUGAAACUGGAAAGCCAUGGAGUUCCAUUGAAAUUAUGGAGUUCGCAAAAAAAAUGGAUUUCUUUCCAAAUAUUUUGGUUGCUUAUCAACUUUUGUUGACUGUACCUAUUACUGUGGCAUCAGCGGAAAGAAGUUUUUCAAAACUAAAGUUGAUAAAAUCUUAUUUGCGGACAUCUAUGGCUCAAGAUAGGUUGAAUGGACUGACACUAUUGAGUAUUGAGAAGAAUAUGCUGAAAGUUGUUGAAGUUGAACAUAUUGUUGAUGACUUUGCUUCUAAAAAUGCAAGAAGGAGUCAUUUCAGAUGA